Molecule: messenger RNA, 3451 nt
Organism: Parasteatoda tepidariorum (common house spider)
Lineage: Eukaryota; Metazoa; Arthropoda; Arachnida; Araneae; Theridiidae
Biological process (GO): regulation of transcription by RNA polymerase II
Cellular component (GO): nucleus
Molecular function (GO): DNA-binding transcription factor activity, RNA polymerase II-specific; RNA polymerase II cis-regulatory region sequence-specific DNA binding; zinc ion binding
Source: RefSeq, a predicted model, not a curated record
GUGAUCUGGACAACGAUGAAGAGAUAAGGGUUUUGGAAGAAGAAAUAUUAGAGCUGCAGGAAUACAAUGCCAAAGUAGAAUCAGAAAUGAUUAGAUUAAGAACAGACAUCUCCCAAAUGGAGCAGCAUAUUCGCAUGACUGAAAGAGACAAUCAUUCUCUUACUCAGAAGAAUCAUAACUUGACAGAAUAUUACGAAUCUUUAAGGAACAAUUUUAUAACAUUACUAGAGCAAAUUAAACUUCCGAACUUCGAUGAGAAACCAUCAAAAGAAAAUUUUGAUCUUUAUCUUAACAGGCUUCAGGUAUUGUGCUCAGAAACCUGUCGGGAAGAAAAUAAAUCUAUACUCUCAUCUAUAAAGCAAGCUCUGCAAGACUUCAGCUUACCAGCUGUAAAUGGUACCGGUGGAUGGUUGCGAUCGUAAGACUUUAACCAAGGCCUGCUGGCAUUGUGAUAUAUUUAUUAAUUGCCAUUAUUCACCUUCCUAUGUGAUCUUAAAGGUUUGACAUGUCUUUUUCAAGCCAACUAUCAUGUGUGCGUGUGUCCUUUUCUUGUUGCUUCAAGUCUUAGCCAUAUUCCUUUAAAUAGUCAUUUUUAAGUGUUGCCCAUGAGUACUUUGAAUUGCAAUUUUUUCUAAAUGCUCUUACAAAUUUUGUUGAAUAGUCACUUGUUAAAGCAACUCAUAAGUACUCUGAACUUAAUUUUUAUUUUUUUUUUCAUUAUAAGUACUGCUCAUAUGCAUUUUAAAUUUUACUAUUAUUUACUUUCUUUUUCAAUGUGAUGGUAAUUUUUUAAAUGCUGUUCAUUAAUGCAUUAAACUAUUUUUUAUUAUUGAAAUUUUUUUUUAAAGAAUUAUCGAAUUGUCCUUUUUUUAAGUUUUACUCAAAUGUUCGAAUUGUCACUCUAAAUGCUGUUCAUAAGUACUUUAAACUUAAUUUUUUUCUCUUAAGUGCUACUCAUAAGUAAUUAUAAGCAAUUUAAGUGAUAAUUAGUUCAUACAAUGAAGCAAUUUUAUUUACUUAAAUGAGUUUUAAAUAAGAAAAAAAUUAUAUGUUCUUUUGCUGGUCAAUGCUCAUACUCUUCUGGAAAAAUUAAAAUGUUUGCCAAAAACCUGAGAAAAAUUAAAACUUUUUCAAUGUCUGUGUUUUUGAUUGCCCAUGGCAAUGAAGGCUUAAAGAAAGGUUUUUGUAUUGAUGUACAUUAACUUUUAUUUUUCAUACUUUUUAAAGUUUUAUUAAUGUGUUUUGUGCACUAACAGGGCUGCCAACUACCAUGCUUUUUGCUAGGUCUUAACAGGGUGGUUAACAGUUAAAAACUGAAGCUUUUAGAUUUUUUAGUAAUAUUGCCUACAAUUUAACAAGCCUUACCACAAGAGUUAUUGUAGUUGUAGUUCUUGUAGUACAUGUAUGUCGCACUAGAGUUGCACAAUGGUCUGGGAAACAUCCCUAUGGAUAAUCCGAAGACUUGCCAUCACAAUUUACCUCGAGAGUUUUACAUAGUGGCAUUCCAUAUGCUCUUCUUAAUCAUUUGCAUGUAGUGGUUUAAAAAAUAACUUUAAAUCAAAUUUAUGAAACAAAGAAUAAAACAUUCAAACGUAAAUUUCGCUACCACUUAGAAAAUUUUUCUCAAAAAGAAUGGAAGUUGGUAGUCCCACUAUCAUAAUAUGUGUUCUUAACUUAUAUACUGUGUUAUUGCUUAUAUUGUAAACUGUUGUUUGAGAGAGUCAGGAAAUUUCUCCCUAAAAAUUGAGUAUGAAUCCUACAUAUGCAUUUUGAAAUUCAUAGUUUUCAUUUCUUUUAAAAAUUAUAUUAUUUUAUACUUCCUAAUUUUGUACUAUCUUUUUUUAUCUAAAUUAUUUUGUUGAGUUUUCAUGCUUGUGAGCAAUUUUAACUUCUUUUUUUUUUAAGUUUAAUAAUAUUUUAUAUUACUGUUGAAAUAUUGUGAAUUUUGUAUUAUUGUGUUCAUAUAUAUUGUGCUAAAAUUCUGUGGAUAAAAAUACACUGUGUUUGUUUUUAUCUGUUUCGUUACCUUUUCCAAUUAAUUUUAAAAAAGAGAGUAAUAAAAAUCAUCUUCUUUUAAAAAUGCUUUAAAUGUAAACACAGAUUUUUUUUUUUUAUUAUUACCAUCUUAGAAGCAGAAAUAGCAUGCUACGGUGAAAAGCGAUGUAGAUUUAUUUUGGCCCAGAAGACAAAAAAAAGUACCUUAACUUUGUAAAAUCAAAAAAGAAAAAAAAAACUUAAUGCAAAAUUAAGACGAACUGGAAAAAUAUUUUCUUUUGUAUUAUUCCUGUUAUUUUAACUCGCAGAGCUCGCAAUAAUAUACUAUGGCUGGUUUUUGACAGAAAUUUAAAAGUGUGAGGGGGGGAAUUUUGGAAAAAUGUUUGAUUUCAGGGUUCCAGAAAAUUUGAUAAACUUUCUUUACAUUAUGUUUUAGGUUUUAGCAUAUCAAUUGAAUUGCAAUAUUAUCUUAUUUGAGGUAGAACUUUUAAUUUCUAGUACAAUAAGUUCUGGAAUGUUUUUAUUUAGUUUAACAGAUCAUUAUUUUUUUAUUAAAAUAAAAAUAUUUUAUUUGUAAUACUGAUUUAUUUCAAUACGCUAGAAACAAUUGUCACCAAGAAUAUUUUUCAUUUUAAAUUUAAUGUUAAUUUUUAUUUAUUCUAUAAUGAAUUUCAUACAACAACAAAAAAUUUCAAUUGAGUAAUUCAUUUGAGUUUUGCAGCUAUUUCAUAACGUAGAGUAAUAUUAGACAUUCUGAAUCUUUAAAACUUUUAGACCUAUAAAGUGCAACAUUUUAACAUAAAUAUUUCAACAAACUCACUGCAGAUAAAUUUUAGAGUCUUUUCCAUGAUGUUGCAGAUCAAUACAAAGGUUUCUGCUGCUGAGUGUGCCAUAUAAAAAAUAAAAAUGUGUACUGUUGUUGUAUAAAACAUUAUAAUACCAAAUCCGUCAAAGCUUGGUUGUUCUUUAAAUUAAGAAUCUUAAUAAAAGGAACAAAAAUAGUGCAUAUCCUAAAUUUUUGAGAAUUUUUUUAAAAUUUGUUGGUGUAAGAUGUGUGUGUUAAAAUUUUGGAAGCAUCAUAUCAUACUAUAAUUUUAUUAUAACAAUUUAUCUUAAUGUUAACUGGGCUCUAUAUUUUAAUUUAUUUUAUUUAUAAAUAUUAAAUAGCCAUAAAAUUUAUUUUUUAUUAAAAUUAAGUACAAUAAGAAGAAAUUGUCAAGGAAAUUUCUAUUUUACAAUGUAUACUGUGUGGGAACUAAACUAUUCAUAUAAGCUUUAAGUACCGUUUAUCUAACUAUUCCUAUCAAUUAUAUUCUAGCUUAUCUAAAAAUUUUUUUUUUUUAACAAACAAAUAUAACUUUAUUGAGAACAAAAACACAUAAAUACAAAGAAUAUAUAUUCGUCGUCAAGAGGAAAAUUCUGUCCAGGCGACAAAGAAAAGUAAUACAAUAAAUUU